This is a messenger RNA of Penicillium lagena, 2319 nucleotides long. RefSeq lists its product as uncharacterized. The transcript is spliced from 4 exons. Lineage: Eukaryota; Fungi; Ascomycota; Eurotiomycetes; Eurotiales; Aspergillaceae. The record is from RefSeq and is a predicted model, not a curated record. The coding region runs from base 1 to 2319 and encodes 772 amino acids.
AUGCGCUGGCUGUCCAAUUCCUCCUUCGAUACUGAUAAUGCGCUUCUGCCACAGCUUCGUCACAGCAGUUCGGCGCAUCCGGGCUCACAGCAGUCUCACCACUCCUUACAACAACCUCGAUCAGCCGGACUUGUACAACCACAAAAGCCCGGCCCUGCGUCGCCUAUUCAACCCGCGACCUCGAUCCCCUCGGGCACAUAUUCCCACCGUCUAGGAAACGCUGUCCUACAGCCCCAGAGCCCGUACGGACCACCGUCGCAAGAACCAUCAUACUACACUACCCACCCGACUCCAUACACCACCUCGUCUGCCCCGAGGCAGUAUCCAUCUAGCGGUAAGUUUAGUUCAGUUGUAGGACCACCCGACCUCAUGGCAUCCACCGCUCAAAUGCAGAGACCAUACCCCCCCAUCUAUCAUACUCCUCAGUCCAGCUCACCGGCAUCGGUGGCAUCGCAACCACCGCACGACCAGCAUGGCCGCCACAUCUAUACACAGUCGCCCCAGAUGGCGCCGCAAAUGUACGGAUAUCCGCCGUACUCACCUAUGAACCCCGUCCAGUCCUCACCCUACGCCGCGCACCCGUCUCCUCAGCAAAACCCACUCACAACGCAAUCAAUGAUGAUGCCUCCUCAAACAACCUCGGCGCAGAUGCCGCCACACUCCUCCGCUUUGUCGACAAGUCCCAUCCUCAAGAUGGACUCGUCACAGCAACCCACUCCACCGCAACGAGCGAUGCUGAACCCGCCGCUCCCUGGGCCAGGCAACCCAGGAAUGCAGACCAACAACGCCCAUCAAAGCCCGCCACUAGGAACCAGCUCCAGCGCAGCGCCUGGACCCAUCCCCGCCACAACACCGCUGGUCGUGCGGCAGGACAGCAAUGGCGUGCAGUGGAUUGCCUUUGAAUACUCGCGCGACAGAAUCAAGAUGGAAUACACCAUUCGCUGUGACGUCGAGUCAGUGAACGUGGAUAACCUCAGCCAGGAGUUCAAGACAGAGAACUGCGUAUAUCCUCGGGCGUGCUGCAGCAAGGACCAAUACCGAGGUAACCGGUUGGUCUAUGAGACCGAGUGUAACGCAGUCGGGUGGGCGCUGGCUGAAUUGAACCCGGCCUUGCAAGGAAAGCGCGGACUCAUCCAGCGAGCCGUGGAUAGUUGGAGAAACAGCAACCAGGACCCUCGACUGCGCAGCCGGCGGGUUCGCAGACAGGCCAAGAUAAACCGACGGGCAUCAGCUCCACCCCCUGCUCCUCCACACAUGGCUGCUGCCAGUCCGGUUGCUCCUGGAAUCGGUGUUGGUGGUGGUCAUAUGGCGCCGCCGGCGCCUCGUCCGAGUCUUGGGUCUAUGUCCAUGGCCCAUCAACAUAUGCAUCACCAUCAUGCUCAUGCUCAAGCAGACGGAAACCCAAACCAUGAGGAAGUCAGCGGCACCGCAGAAUAUCCUACUGGUGCACCACGUUCAUCUAUUGACACAGGUCGUCUGUCGUCUGCAACCGAUCUCCGCCCCGCGCAGGUUUUCCACGGAUCUCCUAAUCCUCCAACAGCACCCAGCUCCAGUGUUGGGCCAUCGAUGCCGCCGCUCCACCGGGGAAACAGCAACGUCAACCCUCUGGGCCGACACAACCCCAUCGCGACUCCCAGUCGCGGCGCCGACACCGACACGGACGAGCAGAAUCCCACGCACGUUGAGCUCUUCGGCUCGCUGCCCGGCGGCAAGCGCCGCAAGUUCCUGCAGGUAGACGACCCGCAGCGCGGGGCGCGAGUGCGAGUCAAGAUCCUGCUAGACGAUGUCAAGAUGCACGAGAUUCCGGACUCGUACCGCCGCUCAAAUGCCGUCUACCCGCGCACCUACUUCCCCGUGCAGAUGAAAGACGCGCCGGGCCAGGUCGUUCCGGGGAACCGCUUCUUCCGCGAUGACGCCGAGCAGGCCAACGACACCGAGGCAACGACGAUCAGCCGGACGCUCGUACCUGCGCCGUCGCUAGACGGCGGCGAGCGCGAGGUCGCGGUGCCACAGCUCUCGCGGCGCAAGCACCGCAAGGAAGUUCUCCUCAAUGACCUUGGCUACCGCAUGAGCUGGAGCCAGAGCCGAGUGUUUGCGGGGCGCAUGCUAUUUUUGCAGCGAUCGUUGGACGCUUACCGCAACAAAAUGCGAAGUAGCAUGUUGGCCGCUGGGCAGGACCCGGCUACCAUCCCCGACCACUUUGAUACGCGACGUGGCAAGCGCCGGUUUCUCGAGCGCGCGGGCCGAAAUCUGGCGACUGAGUCUGGUGAGACCCACGGGUCGGCAGCGCAGCGAAGUGCGGAGGAGGUUGAGGGCUAG